Molecule: messenger RNA, 2565 nt
Organism: Papaver somniferum (opium poppy)
Lineage: Eukaryota; Viridiplantae; Streptophyta; Magnoliopsida; Ranunculales; Papaveraceae
Product: protein IQ-DOMAIN 14-like
Exons: 6
Coding region: 515-2311 (598 amino acids)
Molecular function (GO): protein binding
Source: RefSeq, a predicted model, not a curated record
CCAAUGAAAAAAAAAAGAGACAGAUAAUUAUGUAUUAACAAUUUGACUCUUUCUCUGUCUCUAGAAAAAGGGAGUUUUCAAAGGCAGAAAGAGGGAAGGAAGAAGGGAGAUAAAGUAAAUCUUUACAAGUAGGAAGAAUUAGAAUCAGAGUUGGUGAAAAAAAAUAGAAUCCAAUACAACAACUAAAAGGAAAGGGGGUUAUAUGAAGGAGGAGAAGAUAAAAGUUUCUUGGUUCUUGAGGUGAUUGCUGAUGGGAAUCCAUGAAGGAGGAAGAGAAGAGAAGAGAAGAACUAGAAGGAUUAUCACUUGAUCACUACUACUAAUCUAUCUAUCUCUCUCUCUUUCUCUCUCUCUCUCUCUCUCUCUCUAUCUCUCCUUCUUUCUCUCCUUCUUUCUCUCUACUUCUUUGAUCAUCAAAGAGAAAAAGCUGCAUAAGGUUUUGUUGAGGCUACAAAAAGCUGCUUGGAAGGACAAAAAUAGUGGUGAAGGUUAAAACUAGUGAUGUGAUAAAAGAAUGGGCAAGAAAGGAAAUUGGUUUUCUGCAAUCAAAAAGGUUUUCUCCCCCAACUCCAAAGACAAAGUAGCCAAUGAGUUGGAAAAGAAUAAUACAGGUAAGAAAAAGAAAUGGGGAUUGGGGAAGUUAAGAAAUGGAGAAACAACUUCUUUUAUACCUCUUUACAGAGAACCAAGCAGUAUCGAGAAAAUACUUGGAGAUGCAGAAAAGGAGCGGCAGCUGGCACAACCCAUUUUAUCAUCAACAGAUCAACGUAGGGUACCGUCUGUUCCUUCAAUAGUUGCUCAACGUUAUGAACAAAUCAAUCAGGGAAACAACAAAAACAAUGGCAGCACUAGCAGUAGCAUUAGCAACACCAACACCACUACUGUCCCCAUCAGCACCAGCAACACUGCCACCCCCAGAAAACCAAAUAAGGCUAGCAGUAGCAACAGCACCACCAGCAAUAAUACUCCUAACACUAAAACCAACAACGGCAGCACCACCACUGCCACUACAAAAACCGACAACAACAGCAGCAGCAGCAGAAGUAACAACACCACCACAACCAAGAAUUACAGAAUACCACCUACUAUAGAACAGCACCACAUUGCAGCCACCAAGAUACAAUCAAUCUACAGGGGUUAUAUGGCAAGGAGGAGUUUCAGAGCUUUGAAAGGUUUGAUGAGACUUCAAGGGGUGGUUAGAGGACAGAGUGUCAAGCGACAAACAAUGAACGCCAUGAAAUACAUGCAAUUACUUGUAAAAGUUCAAACUCAGAUACAAUCGAGAAGGAUCCACACAUUGGAAAAUCAAGCCCAACAUCGCAGUGAUGUACACAAUAAUGAUAAAGAACUUGAGAAUAACAUGGCCAGAUGGAUCUUAACUCAUACGGCUGGACAAGAAAACUGGGAUGAUAGUGUACUAACAAAAGAAGAACUAGAUGCAAGACUGCAACGAAAGGUAGAUGCUAUCAUCAAGAGAGAAAGAGCCCUAGCCUAUGUUCAUUCACAUCAGUCUUUGAAAGCUAGUCCAAAAUCAGCUCAAUCAGCUUUAAUGGAGAUUCGGUCGGGUGGCUUUCCAUGGUGGUGGAAUUGGAUAGAAAGACAACUUCCUGAAAAUCAAUCUGAGAUUCAAUCCACACAAUUGAAAAAUAAUCGCUUUUCUGAAGUUCAAUCUAUACAAACCAACGGACAAUUUUCUGAAUUUCAGUCUCAACAACACAGGACAGAUGUGACACCACCUCGUCGAUGGAGCCAAGGUACUGGUUCUACCACAGCAAGACCUCAAACGGGUAACUCAAAGCAAUCAAGUUUUAGAUUAGAAAAUCUCGAUUCACUAACACCGAGACCAAAAACACCUCUUGGAUCUAUGGCUAGAACACCAGUUCACCUAUCAAGCAGCAGAUCACCGCUGUCAAAUAAACCAGGUACACCAAUGAAACAUCCAAAACCUAGAUCUGUUAUGGGAGGUGAUUAUCCAUUAAGGGACAAUGACAGCCUGACAAGUUGCCCACCUUUCUCGGUCCCAAAUUAUAUGACACCAACUGUUUCUGCUCAAGCUAAAGUAAGAUCUCAUAGUAACCCUAAAGACAGAUUACUAGCAACUCCAGACCGCGAGCAAAAGAGACGGCUUUCAUUUCCUUUAACUCAAAGCAUUGGAUCUAUGAGAUGGGGCAAGAGUCCUUUGUUCUCAAGCAAGGACUCCAGCUCCAGGUCUGUGCUAGGAAAGAAUCAGCCUGUGCAUUCUGUAGGCAAUGUGAGUGUGGAUUCUACUGUAUCUUUACCUCCUCAUCUUGGAAGGAGACCCUUCAAAUAACUUGAGUGUAAUUUUUCUGUGUGUUUGAAGUUUUUCUUUUUCCAUUUUCAUAUCUUGGUUUCCCUAUUUUUUUCUUUUCGUUUUUGGAUGUUGGUGGGGUGUUCGUUUGGUAUAUUAAAGUAAGGCAUUGAUUGAUAGUUCUAGUAUGUAUGUAAUAAUAACAAUAAACAAAGAAAGUGAUGGUUUGUAUGUGAGGGGUUUUAGUUUAGGGUUCCUUAUUCUAUUUAACAAUCUGGAACUAGAAGAUUUUUUUA